Messenger RNA from Dentiscutata erythropus, 374 nucleotides. The record is from the annotation of a GenBank genome assembly. NCBI's taxonomy places the organism in Eukaryota, Fungi, Glomeromycota, Glomeromycetes, Diversisporales, Gigasporaceae.
AUGAGCGCCACUAUGAGCGUUGAUUACGAAUAUACCAAUUUGUCAUUCACGUCCGUUACAACUGUUCCACCAACAAGGAUACCGUUAAGUGACGGUAAAGAAAUUAUAUUUGAAGAUUGGAUGCUUGAUUUAACCGUUGAAGAUUUUGUAAAUGCUGGUUUGAUUCCGAUAGAUAAAGCAUUAUCCCUUACGAAGCAAUGGGAAGCUGAAGAGAGAAUGGCUGCAUCUGUAGAUUAUCACCCUCAGAUCAUUGAAAUUUUAUCUAAUCCUCACAUAUCGGCUAGAAAUCAUUGCGUAAAUUGUAAUACCACUAAAUCACCCGCAUGGAGAAGAGAUGAUCUUGGAAAACUUCUUUGCAAUGCUUGUGGAUUAUA